CAAUUAUAAACUAACUUUUAUUGGACUUUUACGUUCGUUAACUUUUCUUCUCUUAAAUUCCAAGCCCCAACGGCUGAGAAUAAGCGACUACAAGUGCUCACAAUCAUAUUCUUGAGUCCUAGAUCAUAGACGACAGAGGAAGACAGGCCUUCCUCCUCCUAAUCGUCGUACACACUACUAUGUCACACGCGGACCUGGUGACUUCCACCCUUGACAUGGAAGUUCUUUCGAUGGAUGUGGACACUUUACAUCCAGACGUUGAGGAAAGUCUAUAUCGCCUGCGCGUAGGCAGUCAAGUGAAAUAUAUCACCAUCGAACCGGGAACAUUCCCUAGUGAUGUGUUGCCCUUCCCUAUGGACCUACUCCCCCUCCUACCACAUCUGCCGCCAGGCAAUUGGGUUGAGGCGCGUGUGGCGCGUGGCUCCAAUGGAAAUCCCACUGUGCAGCCCACGAAUACCAUACUUCCAGAAGUGCGGGAGCAGUGGCAUCCCAACAGAGUGGAUGCCCUUUCACUACCAUUUGUGAAAUUCAUGACCCCACGCGUUCGGGUGGUCCAGUGCGCUUCGAGGCCGGUGGUCUCCAAGAUUGCCAGGUUUGAUUUUGAGAUCCCGCGGAUGGAAAGAGAAACUGCAGUGUAUCGAGCGAUCGACGGGUGUAACGUAGGCCCAGCAUUCCUUGGGCACAUCGUCGAGGGCGACAGAGUAAUAGGGUUCUUAGUAGAACAAUUGCACGGACGACCAGCUGGUCCGGAAGACUUACAGGGAUGUCGUGAUGUGCUACAGCGCCUGCAUGCACUAGACAUCAUUCAUGGGGAUCCUAACAAACACAACUUCGUUGUGGCGUCGGACGGAACCGUCACGUUAAUCGACUUCGAGAAUGCGAUGUUGUGCAGGAGUGUUGAGAAGAAGAACGAGGAGCUCGCUACUUUGCCUGCGCAACUAAGUGAGACGACGGGUCGAGGAGGCAUGGUUCCGAGAGAAUUAGUUUACUGAAUGUACCGUUCGAUCGCAUAGUGGAAAGCAUUUAUCAACUCAACCGAUAUCGGUGAAUGCUGUGUAGCGCUGCUACUGUAGAUAGCCUAAAAUUACAAUUGUGAG
Molecule: messenger RNA, 1097 nt
Organism: Suillus discolor
Lineage: Eukaryota; Fungi; Basidiomycota; Agaricomycetes; Boletales; Suillaceae
Exons: 3
Coding region: 180-992 (270 amino acids)
Source: RefSeq, a predicted model, not a curated record